AUGGCCGCAGUGGAUGUAGGUGCUUCUCCCUACUGGGAGAAGCUGAGAGGAUUUGAUGCUGGAUUUGAUGUGGUCUGGGAGAAAAAGACAAGAACCAUGUGUGACUCGGAGGUUUUUAUCCUGAGCAACUGGGUGAAUAGAGUUGUCAUAUACUGGGCCCAGAAGUGCAAUCCUUCUUGGUCACCAGAAGCAGACAUUCCAGGAUCACCCCACAUGGGCUACCUGGGCCUUCCUGCUGUGGCUGGACCACAACUGCUGUGGCUGGACCACAACUGCCGUGGCAUACUUUUGGUUGAGGCUGGUCAUGUGGGAGCCACUUUGGAGAGGCCACUUACCUGGUACAGUCGGGCAGGAGCUGACAAAACUGUGACACAGCGUGAACUACAGGCAAUGGUCUUUUUGUUUGUCACUGGCCAACAGCCUCCGAAGAACAAGCGUCCAAAGGAGCCGGGAGAGAACAGAAUCAAGCCCACCAACAAGAAGGUGAAACCCAGAAUUCCUAAAAUAAAGGACAGGGACGCAGCUGACGGCACACCAAAGACGCAGUCAAUAAUGAUCCAGAUGCUGGAUAAAGGCCGCUUCCAGAAACCUGCAGCCACCCUGAGUCUGACAGCAGGGCAAACCCUCGAGCUUCGGUGUAAAGGGAACAAAAUUGGAUGGAGUUAUCCUCCCUAUCUCGACACCUUUAAGGACUCCCGUCUCAGCGUGAGGCAGCACGAGCGCUAUGGCCAGCUGACUCUGGUCAACUCCACGGCCGCGGACACGGGCGAGUUUAGCUGCUGGGGACAGCUCUGCCAGGGCUACGUCUGCAGGAAGGACGAGACCAAAACCGGCUCCACCUACAUCUUUUUUACAGAGAAAGGAGAACUCUUUGUACCUUCUCCCAGUUACUUUGAUGUUGUCUACCUGAACCCGGACAGGCAGGCUGUGGUUCCUUGUCGAGUGACUGUCCCGUCGGCCAGAGUCACCCUCCACAGGGAGUUCCCUGCCAAGGAAAUCCCAGCCAAUGGGACAGACAUUGUUUACGACAUGAAGAGGGGCUUUGUGUAUCUGCAACCUCAUUCCGACCACCAGGGGGUGGUCUACUGCAAGGCGGAGGCUGGGGGCAAGUCUCAGAUCUCAGUCAAGUACCAACUACUGUAUGUGGAAGUUCCCAGAGGCCCUCCGUCAACAACCAUCUUGGCAUCCUCAAACAGAGUGAGGAGUGGGGAUGACAUCAGCGUCCUCUGUACCGUCCUGGGGGAACCUGAUGUCGAGGUGGAAUUCAGGUGGAUCUACCCAGGACAGAAGGAUGAAAGGCCUGUGACGAUUCAAGACACUUGGCGGCUGAUCCACAGAGGACUGGGGCACACCACAAGAAUCUCCCAGAGCAUCCUGACAGUUGAAGACGUUGCAACCACUGAUGUAGGGUAUUACAUUUGCACUGCUCGGAAUCUCCAAGGGGAGACUACAGUAGCGACCACUGUUGAGUUUUCCUGA
This is a messenger RNA of Puma concolor (puma), 1479 nucleotides long. The record is from RefSeq and is a predicted model, not a curated record. NCBI's taxonomy places the organism in Eukaryota, Metazoa, Chordata, Mammalia, Carnivora, Felidae.